ACCACCAUUCUUUUAACUGCGCAGGCGCGCCGGAAGCACCUAGAGAGCGGCGCGUGCGCAGCGGGAGUCGAAGCGGAGACCCCGGGGUAGCGCGAGAACCGCAAGCGGAGUUGGUGGGCGCUAUGCUAUCACCCGAGGCAGAGCGAGUGCUGCGGUACCUUGUAGAGGUGGAGGAGCUCGCUGAGGAGGUGCUGGCGGACAAGCGGCAGAUUGUGGACCUGGACACUAAAAGGAAUCAGAAUCGAGAGGGCUUGAGGGCCCUGCAGAAGGAUCUCAGCCUCUCUGAAGAUGUGAUGGUUUGCUUCGGGAACAUGUUUAUCAAGAUGCCUCACCCUGAGACAAAGGAAAUGAUUGAAAAAGAUCAAGAUCAUCUGGAUAAAGAAAUAGAAAAACUCCGGAAGCAACUUAAAGUGAAGGUCAACCGCCUUUUUGAGGCCCAAGGCAAACCGGAGCUGAAGGGUUUUAACUUGAACCCCCUCAACCAGGAUGAGCUUAAAGCUCUCAAGGUCAUCUUGAAAGGAUGAGACUCAAGAACCAAGAUGGGGGACCAGCAACCCCCCAGGGUCAUGGAGGACCCAGGACCCUCCAACCUUGACACCUGUAAGGACAGGAUCUGCCCUGUAAGGGGCCAGCUGUCAGGAAUCUGGCCAUGAAAACCUCUUUGUAGUGCUUGGCUACUCUGUGAUGGCAGAAGGGAACCUUCAGCCUGUCUGGCUGCUGGACCUGGACACCAGGGCUCAGUGGACACAAGAUCUAUUGACGGGCCUUGGUAGCCACCAGUGGGUGUGUGGGGCAGUGGCUGUGGGGGUGUAAGAAUGACUGCAACAGGCACUUCCCAACAAUGGCCUGCUGUUCACAUGGACCCUGAGCAAGGAAGGAGGGAGGGAGGGGCAGAGUGGAGUUUCAUUCCAGCAUUCCUCUCAGAAGGGAGAGAGGUUUUCAGGCAGGUGCCAUGCGAUUGGAAUAAAGCAGGAGGCUCAUGGGUGGUUGCUGAAUGAAGAACAGAAUCUUGGUGCUUUGUGGCUCACCACAGCCAUCUGUGGGGCAGGCACACACACCUCCCGCCAGCUCCAAUUUUGCACUUUUUCCCUGCUUGAUUCCAAGAGUAGGUGUUGCCUAGCAGCCCUUCGUGGCCGCUGUUUACUCAGGAGGGCCUUGCAGAGUCCUGCACCAGGCCUGGGUGAGUGGAUGCGCCUCUUACCAUAUGACACGUGUCAAGAUGCCCUUCCGCCCCCUCUGAAAGUGGGGCCUGGCCAGCACUGCUCGUUACUGUCUGCCUUCAGUGGUCUGAGGUCCCAGUAUGAACUGCCGUGAAGUCAAAACUCUUACGUGUUCAUUAAGGGCUCAAUAAAUGUUAGCUGAAUGAA
Gorilla gorilla gorilla (western lowland gorilla) is the source of this 1367-nucleotide messenger RNA. RefSeq names its product p53 and DNA damage regulated 1 (gene PDRG1). Lineage: Eukaryota; Metazoa; Chordata; Mammalia; Primates; Hominidae. The coding region runs from base 123 to 524 and encodes 133 amino acids. Gene Ontology annotation, biological process: protein folding. Gene Ontology annotation, cellular component: prefoldin complex. The record is from RefSeq and is a predicted model, not a curated record. The transcript is spliced from 5 exons.